AUGGCCUGCCCUCUAUUCCAAGGGAGAAUACCAUGCGACAUGGACAAGAAAUGGUCACUGUUUGAGCUUACAAAAUGGUUGCUAGGUGAUUCCCAAGGGGACUUAGAGGCUGGUAAAAAGGUGGCUGGUGCUCUGAAUCGUUUGGAGGGAAAAGAGCUCCAAGCCCAGCUCAAGGAUUUUGUGUCAUCUGCCACCCAUGGCAAAAAAUACAACCUCUUCCGGGACCUCAUCCAAGAGAUGAAGGAACGAGAAGCCAAAUUUGAUAGGACUGUAUCCUUUGUAGGCUACGAGGUUGCUGCUGUGUGGGAUCCAGAUGGCAAAGAUUGCAAAUUUUGCAUUCUUGGCAAAUUAACCUAUCAUUGGAUGUUCAUGGGAAACAUCCCACAUAAGUUCUUGGAAGGUGUUGUCAAGCAUUGCAGUACAAAGGAGUACACAGGGGCUUUGAAUUGA
Messenger RNA from Cylindrotheca closterium, 450 nucleotides. The record is from the annotation of a GenBank genome assembly. NCBI's taxonomy places the organism in Eukaryota, Bacillariophyta, Bacillariophyceae, Bacillariales, Bacillariaceae.